Molecule: messenger RNA, 2795 nt
Organism: Eurypyga helias (sunbittern)
Lineage: Eukaryota; Metazoa; Chordata; Aves; Eurypygiformes; Eurypygidae
Gene: OGDHL
Product: oxoglutarate dehydrogenase-like
Exons: 20
Coding region: 253-2658 (801 amino acids)
Biological process (GO): tricarboxylic acid cycle
Cellular component (GO): mitochondrion; oxoglutarate dehydrogenase complex
Molecular function (GO): oxoglutarate dehydrogenase (succinyl-transferring) activity; thiamine pyrophosphate binding
Source: RefSeq, a predicted model, not a curated record
AUCCGUGGCCAUCAUGUGGCACAGCUGGAUCCCCUUGGAAUUCUGGAUGCAGACUUGGAUUCGUUUGUUCCAUCUGACUUAAUCACUACAAUCGAUAAACUUGGGUUUUACGGUUUGCAUGAAUCUGAUUUGGACAAAGUCUUUCAGCUGCCUACAACCACCUUCAUUGGAGGAAAUGAGAACAGUCUUUCUUUACGAGAGAUCAUCAAACGGUUGGAGAAUACCUACUGCCAACACAUUGGCUUGGAGUUCAUGUUCAUCAAUGAUGUGGAACAGUGCCAGUGGAUCCGGCAGAAAUUUGAGACGCCGGGAGUUAUGAAGUUUACUAAUGAGGAAAAAAGGACUUUGUUGGCAAGGCUGGUGCGCUCAAUGAGAUUUGAAGACUUCCUUGCUCGCAAGUGGUCUUCCGAGAAGAGAUUUGGUUUGGAAGGAUGUGAAGUAAUGAUUCCUGCACUAAAGACCAUCAUUGAUAAAUCCAGUGAAAUGGGAAUCGAAUAUGUUAUAAUGGGGAUGCCUCAUAGAGGUAGGCUGAAUGUAUUGGCUAACGUAAUCCGAAAAGAGCUGGAGCAGAUCUUCUGUCAGUUUGAUCCCAAACUUGAAGCAGCUGAUGAGGGAUCUGGGGAUGUAAAAUAUCAUCUGGGAAUGUAUCAUGAGAGGAUCAACCGAGCAACAAACAAGAAAAUCACUCUGUCCCUGAUGGCUAACCCUUCGCACUUGGAGGCGGUUGAUCCUGUUGUGCAAGGGAAGACAAAAGCUGAACAGUUUUAUCGAGGGGAUACGGCAGGGAAAAAGGUUAUGUCCAUAUUGUUGCAUGGGGAUGCUGCCUUUGCAGGACAAGGAGUGGUUUACGAGACGUUUCAUCUUAGUGACCUCCCGUCCUACACCACGAAUGGCACUAUUCACGUUGUGGUCAACAACCAGAUUGGCUUCACCACAGACCCUCGUAUGGCCCGUUCAUCGCCGUACCCUACUGAUGUCGCUCGUGUGGUCAAUGCUCCCAUUUUUCAUGUGAAUGCUGAUGACCCUGAAGCAGUGAUGUAUGUGUGCAGUGUAGCUGCAGAAUGGCGAAACACAUUCAAUAAGGAUGUGGUGGUCGACUUGGUUUGUUAUCGUAGGAGAGGGCACAAUGAGAUGGAUGAACCAAUGUUCACCCAGCCUCUGAUGUACAAGCAGAUUCAUAAGCAGGUGCCAGUGCUGAAGAAGUAUGCUGACAAACUGAUUGCAGAUGGGACCGUAACACUGCAGGAGUUUGAGGAAGAAAUUGCAAAGUAUGAUAGAAUAUGUGAAGAAGCAUAUACUAGAUCUAAGGAUAACAAGAUCCUACAUAUCAAGCACUGGCUUGAUUCACCUUGGCCUGGAUUCUUUAAUGUGGAUGGAGAACCCAAGAGCAUGUCUUGCCCUCCAACUGGCAUUUCAGAAGACCUGCUGACUCACAUUGGCAAUGUAGCUAGUUCGGUGCCAGUCAAAGACUUCAGAAUACAUGCAGGACUCUCUCGGAUUUUGAGAGCUCGCUUGGAAAUGACCAAGAACAGGGUUGUUGACUGGGCCUUAGCAGAAUAUAUGGCUUUUGGUUCUUUCCUGAAAGAAGGGAUCCAUGUUCGACUAAGUGGACAGGAUGUGGAGAGGGGUACUUUUAGCCAUCGUCAUCAUGUGCUUCAUGAUCAAGAAGUUGACAAGAGAACGUGUGUUCCUAUGAAUCACCUCUGGGAGCAGCAGGCCCCCUAUACUGUGUGCAACAGCUCCCUUUCCGAAUAUGGUGUCUUAGGUUUUGAACUUGGCUUUGCUAUGGCCAGUCCCAAUGCCCUGGUGUGCUGGGAGGCCCAGUUUGGCGACUUCCACAACACUGCACAGUGUAUAAUAGACCAGUUCAUCAGCUCUGGCCAGGCCAAGUGGGUUCGUCACAACGGGAUCGUCCUGCUCUUGCCACACGGAAUGGAAGGAAUGGGUCCAGAGCAUUCAUCAGCCAGGCCUGAGAGGUUUCUGCAGAUGAGCAAUGACGAUUCUGAUGCUUAUCCAGAGUUCAGUGAGCAGUUUGAAGUUUCCCAGCUGUAUGAAUGCAACUGGAUUGUGGUGAAUUGUUCAACGCCAGCCAAUUACUUUCACGUCCUCAGAAGACAGAUCUUGCUGCCGUUCAGAAAACCGCUGAUUAUUUUGACACCCAAGUCGCUGCUGAGGCAUCCAGAAGCUAAAUCCAGUUUUGAUGAAAUGGUGUCUGGUACCACUUUCCAACGCGUGAUUCCUGAGAACGGGCUGGCAGCUCAUGCACCACAUGAGGUCAAGCGAGUGAUUUUCUGCACGGGAAAAGUGUACUAUGAUCUUGUGAAAGAGAGAAAGAAUCAAGACCUGGAGAAACAAGUAGCUAUAACCAGACUUGAACAGAUCUCACCAUUCCCCUUUGACCUGCUGAAACAAGAACUUGAGAAGUAUCCAGGUGCUGAUCUAGUUUGGUGUCAGGAGGAACACAAGAACAGUGGAUAUUACGAUUAUGUCAAACCUCGUUUCCGCACUAUUGUGAACCACACUCGACCUAUAUGGUAUGUUGGCCGAGAGCCUGCUGCUGCAGCUGCCACAGGCAACAAGAACACGCAUCUGGUGUCACUCAGAAGGUUCUUGGAUACAGCUUUCAACCUGGAGGCCUUUGAGGGAAAGACAUUCUAACUGCAGGGCUCCGACCCAUUUCCCUGACGAGUCGUCUCUCAAAUCACUGCAUCCGAAAGAGGAAAUAAAAGUGGGAAAAAUACUGGAAAUUCUGUCUUUUUGCUUUACCAGAUAAAACUAUCCAGCCACUGACUUCA